This is a messenger RNA of Exophiala spinifera, 1236 nucleotides long. RefSeq lists its product as uncharacterized. The transcript is spliced from 2 exons. NCBI's taxonomy places the organism in Eukaryota, Fungi, Ascomycota, Eurotiomycetes, Chaetothyriales, Herpotrichiellaceae. The record is from RefSeq and is a predicted model, not a curated record. Bases 1 to 1236 code for a protein of 411 amino acids.
AUGUUAUUUUCAUUCCUGGCAAUUCUAGGCUUUGCUGCCUCGACGCUGGCCGACGGUUCUUGUGUGGCACCCAGUUACAGCCAACCUCCAGUCUUGUACUGGAAAUGGGAGCCAACGCCCAUCUUUUCCUCACCAGGAAACGGACCUUCUGGAGGGUCUACUCUCACUUUCAUUGAAUGGAAGACUUCUACCACUACCGUUGUGGUGACUCAGACUGUUUCGACGUCUGUGUCAACUGUUCCUACCGAUGUGGCUGGUGAAGAAACCACGCCUGCGACAUCUGCGUCACCUACCAGGACAAACUUGGUGCUAUCGUCUAUCACAGUGGCCCAUUUUCGAGGUGCGUCCUCAGCGAGCUCCUCGAUCCCCGUCAGCUCGUCAAGUUCUUCGGCCCACUCUGUCGCAACAACCUCUAGCUUCACGGGACUUUCUGCAUCUACCACCCUCGUCGCCCACUUUCUCAACUCCAGCUCAACGACUUCGUCUGCCAGUUUUGCAAGCAACGAGAACGUCGCAGCCGUCUCUGGAAAGCCCACUUCUACGUCUUCAAUCUCCGUUUCGGCCACACCGACCGCAGCUGAAGCAACAUCUGCGGCUUCUACCUCGGAAGUCUUCAUCGGCCUGGGUACUCGCUACGGCGGUUCUUGCUCAGAGGAAGACUGCUGGCAGGGCGGCGCAUGCAGUUUCGUAGACUAUACACUUCCAGCCGGAAUCGACGGGUCGACCUGUGUCUCUGAGGAUAUCUGGAACAAUGGUACUAACUGUGGUGGCUGUAUCUCUGUCAGCUACAAGGGCAAGACUAUCACAGUCAUGGUUACGAACCUGACUGGAGGUAACGCCACACAUCUUGAUAUGACUCCUGAUACCUGGGCCAAACUUACCAACGGAUACUCUGGUGGUGGAGUUGACGGUAUCGAGUGGGAAUGGAUCACUUGUCCUAUUGCUGAAACCGAGCCCUUGUGGAUUCGAAUGCACGGCGGAGCAUCAAAGUACUGGUUUGCUGCAACCGUGGAAAACGCUCGAUAUCGGACUUCGAAACUGGAAGUAAGCAGCGAUGGAGGCAAGACGUGGCAAGACACCACGCUCAACAACUACAACAUCUUUGUAUUGGAUGGGACCCUUCCCAGUGACACCGCCAGUGUCCGAGUUACCAGCAUUACAGGCAGCCAGGUUAUUGUCGACAACGUGGCGCUGAAGUCCAACACGGACACGAAAGCCACCGAAAACUACUCCUGA